Molecule: messenger RNA, 282 nt
Organism: Protopolystoma xenopodis
Lineage: Eukaryota; Metazoa; Platyhelminthes; Monogenea; Polystomatidea; Polystomatidae
Source: the annotation of a GenBank genome assembly
AUGGACGGCUUCGCGAUAGAGAUGAACGAUGGUAUUCACGAGCGAACAUCCGGCACACAUGACGCAGGUCCUGGAAAAGAUAGCUACCCCUCAACUCUCCUCCGUUCAAUCUGCUUUAAAGUGUGCCUCUUUGAGGCAGUAAAAGGCAGCAAGUCUCAGUUGGAGAAGUCUGGCACACCCCAACUUUACUGGAUGCAGGUGCCAUGUGGACAACUUGCCUUUUUACAGAGGACGCCUCUUGCAACUUCGGCAGAUCGCUUGAUGGUCCGACGAAAUGUAUAA